Cryptosporidium ubiquitum is the source of this 1131-nucleotide messenger RNA. RefSeq names its product tyrosyl-tRNA synthetase. Gene Ontology annotation, biological process: tRNA aminoacylation for protein translation. The record is from RefSeq and is a predicted model, not a curated record. Bases 1 to 1131 code for a protein of 376 amino acids. Lineage: Eukaryota; Apicomplexa; Conoidasida; Eucoccidiorida; Cryptosporidiidae. Gene Ontology annotation, molecular function: tyrosine-tRNA ligase activity; ATP binding. The transcript has a single exon.
AUGUCAUCGGAAAGCUUUACAGAAACGAUCCCCAGGUAUAUUUUAAAAGGAAGUGAUGAACCAUUGAAAAAGUCAAAAUUAACUUUGGAAGAAAGACACAAAUUGUGUUUGUCGGUCGGUGAAGAAUGCAUCCAGGAGGCCGAGUUAUUGGAGCUAUUAAAGAGGAAGGAACAUCCAAUUUGCUAUGACGGAUUUGAACCUUCGGGAAGAAUGCACAUUGCUCAAUGCAUAUUAAAAACUAUUAAUGUGAAUAAACUAACAGAAUGUGGAUGUAUUUUCGUAUUUUACGUAGCAGACUGGUUUGCUCUGCUGAACAAUAAAAUGGGAGGUGACCUUGAAAGGAUCAAGAUAGUUGGUGAAUAUUUUGUUCACAUUUGGAAAGCUGCGGGAAUGGAUAUGACCAAUGUAAGAUUUGUUUGGGCAUCAGAUUUCAUUAAUGGUGAAGAUUCAAAUGAGUACUGGUUAAGAGUAUUUGACAUAUCUAGGAAAUUUAAUAUCACCAGAAUUAAAAGAUGCUGCCAAAUCAUGGGAAGACAAGAAAGUGAUGAACAACCUUGUGCUUCAGUAUUUUAUCCAUGCAUGCAAUGUGCAGAUAUAUUCCAGCUCAAAGCAGAUAUUUGCCAGCUAGGGAUGGAUCAAAGAAAAGUUAAUAUGCUUGCUAGGGAAUACUGUGAUGUAGCUGGGAUUAAACAAAAGCCAGUCAUCCUCUCGCAUAAAAUGCUUCCAGGACUGCUUGAGGGACAAGAAAAAAUGUCAAAGUCAGAUACUUCUUCUGCUAUCUUUGUAGAAGAUACCCCUGAAGCUGUUGUUAAAAAAAUCAAAAAGGCUUUCUGUCCCCCAGGAGUUAUUGAAGGAAAUCCGUGCAUUGAAUAUAUUAAUGCCUUGGUAUUCCCCAAAUUUGGCCAUUUCCAUGUUUCCAGAAAAGAAGAGUAUGGAGGCGACAUUACUUUUACUACUAAAGAAGACUUCCACAAGGCAUAUCUUAGCGGAGAUCUUCACCCUGGUGAUUUAAAAAAGGGUCUUUCCGAUGCACUGAAUCUUAUGCUACAACCAAUUCGUGACCAUUUUAACACUGAUCCUAGGGCCAAGGAACUUUUACAACUUGUUCAGUCAUUCAAAGUCACCAAGUAA